ACGAUGGUGGCGGGCGCGUUCCCGCUGGCCAAGCUGCUGACGCUGGGCGCGCGCCAGCUCAGCCGCCCCCUGGCCGCGCGCAUCAAGGCGGGGGCGCGCGCGUCGCCCUUCUUCCGCACCUACAUCUGCCUGCCCCCCGCGCAGCUUUACCACUGGGUGGAGAUGCGCACCAAGAUGCGGCUGCUGGGGUUCCGCGGCGCCGCGGUGAAGCCGCUCAACGAGGAGGCGGCGGCCGAGCUGGGGGCGGAGCUGCUGGGCGAGGCGCUCGUGUUCGGCGUGGGCGGGCUCUGCCUCUACCUCGAGUACCUGCGGCAGGCGGGGCAGGGCCGGCGGCGCGAGGAGCACCUGGACCGCGCCCUGGCCGAGCUCCGCGAGCACCUGGACGAGCUCCGCAGGGACCUGGAGGCCAUCAGGGGGCGGGGAGGGGCGGGGCUUGACGGGGCAGGGGCGGGGCUUGAGUUGGGUGGGGCUGGACACGCCCUGGGUGGAGCUGGAAGCCACGCCCAUGGAAGCUCAGGCCACGCCCCCAGCAAAGCUGUGAAUGGCGCUGCCGGGUCAGGCCACGCCCCUGCUGUGAGAGGCCACGCCCCCGCUGGAUCAGGCCACACCCCUCCGCAUUAAACCCGCUCUGUGUGUUCUGUUCGGUGCCUUUAAGGGGCGGGGCUAAUGCGGAGGAUGGGCGUGGCCAGUUUGGGCGUGGCCAACGCG
This is a messenger RNA of Melozone crissalis (California towhee), 708 nucleotides long. It is a transcript of the gene OPA3, whose product is annotated as outer mitochondrial membrane lipid metabolism regulator OPA3. Gene Ontology annotation, biological process: regulation of lipid metabolic process. The coding region runs from base 4 to 621 and encodes 205 amino acids. Gene Ontology annotation, cellular component: mitochondrion. NCBI's taxonomy places the organism in Eukaryota, Metazoa, Chordata, Aves, Passeriformes, Passerellidae. The record is from RefSeq and is a predicted model, not a curated record. The transcript is spliced from 3 exons.